Melanotaenia boesemani (Boeseman's rainbowfish) is the source of this 3650-nucleotide messenger RNA. It is a transcript of the gene prrt4b, whose product is annotated as proline rich transmembrane protein 4b. Lineage: Eukaryota; Metazoa; Chordata; Actinopteri; Atheriniformes; Melanotaeniidae. Bases 200 to 3403 code for a protein of 1067 amino acids. The record is from RefSeq and is a predicted model, not a curated record. The transcript has 4 exons.
UCAAACCCACAUUGGCUCGCAAAUAUCGUCUCGCCUGCAGCACAGCACUCUCUCCCUCACACACGCACCGCUGGCUGUGGAUUCUCCAUCUUAUUCCAUACAUCUGCAGGUCAUUUCAUAGGCAAGUCAGCCAAACCUGCCUCAGGGAGCAGGAGAAUGGAGAACAACAUGUGACGAUCCGUGCAACACUGUCGACAGCAUGCUUCGCCUCCACCGGACCUUGGCUCUUUUCUUCUGGUAUUUUUUGCUCACCCACAGGCGGGUUCUAGCCGACGAAGAGGCCCUCUGGGGACCUACACCAUCGAGUGAAAAGCCAACUGAGAAGAAGCCCAGCUCUUAUUGGUGGACCCCAUCAUUCCCAAAGCUUCCUUCUCUCCCUUCACUGCCAUUUAAAAUCCCUUUUUAUGAGAGUUCACAUAGUAAAGAUGAGGCAGCUGCUUUGACCACGACUGCCAAAGGGUUGACAAAUCUAAUCAAUCACUUCCAAGACCACACUGGAUCAGGAGAGGGGAGCGUUUCUGAAGAAUCUCAACCACCCACCACUUUGACUCAGGGUCUGCUUAGGAGCGUGACAGAGAUAAGAACUGAAUCACUUCCCACAGGGACAUCAGAUUCUUCACACAGCAGCAUAACUCACACCGACAAUAAUGCUCUUGUUUCACCCACAAGCAGCUUUAUCAGAAACACUCUGUUCACUAACAGUCCCACCAACACAAACACUCCUGAACAAAAUGCAACACAUACCCAUUCAUCAUGGGGAACUGCAGAAACAGAACCCAGCAUGGGUGCCACUACACAACAUCUCCCUGAGGAACACAGUAUGUAUCAAAAGGCUGAGAUAAAAUCCUCCACAGUACCAGAAACUACAGUUCCAACCACCCUGAUGAGGGAAGCAGAACAAACAACAACACCAAACUCAGGACUGGUGGAGUCUACCCUGUCAAGCACACAUGCUUUGACGUCUGUAACCCACCUUACUUCUUCAGAAACCCUGUUUGUUAGGAGACCAGAGGAGUCAACUCUAAGUGUGUCCUUCCUUACAGUUGAAGCCACAACGUCAGAAACUCAGCCCACUCAGAGCCAAGUGGACCUGGGCUUCUCAGAGACCAGCAUGGGGAAUACAGAGGAAGAGCCAGGGACAAUUUCCACUGCUCCAGGGAUCGAUCAUAAACUAGUCCUUGAAUCUAUAACAAGCACAACUCCGAGCGAAAAGGCUAACUUUACAAUUGCAGAAGAGCUGCCAGACAACAAGGAGAAGGAAGAAGAGGAAGGUGUGGCCCCUUCAGCUGCAGAUGGGAAUGCUGACACAAGUUUGGCAGACAUUUCCACGCCGUCCGCUAAGCCGCUAACAACAUCUCCAACACGGAGCACAGGUCUUCCUUCUGAACCCCUGUCUAUUCUUCUGUAUACUGAAGACUGGCUGUCUAACCUGGCAAACAAUGACGUCACCCUUCUUCCAGACUGCAAUAAAGAAAGCUCAGGAAUCUGCAAUUUCUCCUACACUUGGGAUGCCACAACUUUGUCAGAAAUCAAGAAAUUUAGGCCCGUGCUAAACACCACUGCCACAAACCAGUCAAACAACCCCUUCCUGAACCCACCCACACCCAUGCUGGUACCUUUGUACACAGACUGGAACAGUGCCAUGGCAGCCUGGGGCCUGGCCUGGGAAGCACAUGUCUACGGUGCAGGCUGCAUCUUUGCAAUGCUGACACUAGCUUCAGCACUCAAUCUGCUCUGCUUACCACUGCGAUGCCCAUCAGGCUGCGGCUACUUUGCUCUGGUCAGCUUGUUCCUGCUCGCUGCUGGUUGCACAAGGUCCUUCUCACUCCUGUAUGAUGCUUACGGCCACCAGGACCGCAUACCCUCCGCAGAGGCCUCGCUCAUGCUCUACGAAGCACCUUUUCCCUGCCUCACUGCAGCUUUUGGUCUGGUUUUCCUUCUCUUAUCAAUGCGCUCAAGAAUGCAGCUCUCCUACUCAGCCUUCCAAAGACCCUGUUUCCUGGCCUGCCUGGUGUUCUUGCACUUUGCUGCUGCAUUCGGUCCAGUAACACUACUGAAGUUCUACCAAGAAAAGCCUCCCUUGUGCCUCUUUCUUUCUCUUAUUUCCCGUGGAGCCUUCGUGGGACUGGCAACAUUCCUAUCUGCUGCCUAUUUUGUGUUCUACAUCUAUGUGCGGGCAGACUCAAAGCAUAUCUACCACCUGAACAACACGUCUCCAACUCCUGCUGAGCGGUACAACCGCUGUCCCUUUGCUGAGAGCCGGGACUGGAACCGUGCAGCUGUCACUGUUUGUCUUUCAGCGUUAUUUUCUUUAGCUUGUGCUGGACUUCAGUUGUAUGCGAUGCUUAAUGCUAUGGGAGUCGCAGGUGGAGAAGAGGUCUUCCACCCUUGGCCGUGGUGGACUUUUCAGUUCAGCUGCAGACUAUGUGAGCUCGGGGUUUGUCUCACCUUAGCCUUUGUGGUUGCACAACCAGUCUAUUGUUCCAACCAGCUUCCAGCUGCUGGAAGUUGCUGGACUGAACUCCUGGCAUCCAAGUCACCAAUCCUGCCUGGGAGCUACCAGUGGACGCUGAGCCAGCAAGAAAAGCUCGCCAUUGUCGACACUGUUGGGCUUGGAGAGACAGAAAGCCUUCCUCUGUACACUCUGGUGGAUGAGAGGCUUGGUAGCAGCUUGAAUGGUCUAGAUCUCCUCUACCAUAGCAACCGGGCCUUGGCAUACAGAGACCUGGACUUGGAUUUGGACUUACAGGGUUUGGGAAAACCUGAGGAUGGAGGAGGCAGAGAGCCCUCAGGUGGAUCCUCAUUUACCAGCGACUCCACCACAGAUCUGCGCCCACCUUCACCCAUCAACCUGCGCCGCAGCAUAGACGAAGCACUCUUUAGCGAAGCCUUGUUUCCCAUGAGCCUCUUCAGCCCGGUUCGGCCUCUUUGCUGCAGUGACAUGCCUGCAAACAACCACUGGACUCUUCCAAGUAAGGGCCUCUGCGAUCCUCUCUCAGCUGACUCCGGCCUUUAUCGGACCUCCUCCUGUGCAGAGAUAACUUCUCAACUCCAACCCUCUUCCUCCCAGCCUCAAGGUGAUGCCACCGAAGGUGCUCCAGCAUCAUCCUCAAGCUGUUCGUCACCCGAACGCUGGAGAAGCAGCUCCUCCUUGUGCUCCCUCUACCGAACCUCCCUUGGAGGAUCCUCACUGGUCCUCUGUCCAAGUCCAGAGAGACAUGCGAGGGAAGGAGCCACGGGUCACAUGGUGUCCUCUGACCCACAGAGGCAAUACCAAACUCUGGGAGCUGCAUCACAGGAGAGCCUGGACCUGUCAACAGAUCGAUCAGUGCAGGAGGAAUUCAUCAGCGUUUGCAGACAAAUCGAUGCUUUAAGCAUCUGCAGCGAAACCAUUGAUUUAUAAAGCUAACUCUGACCAUAUUCAGGACCUAAAAGGAGUGUCUUCUUUGUGCAAAAACUUGGAUUUUUACAAAGUAUUUAAUAGUGCAUGUCAGCUUAACAUAAAUUAUACAAGAACUAUAGCUGCCAAAAGGUUUUUGGAAGUUUGAUGAGAUUUUGUUUGUAGUUAUCGAAUGUCACUGCAGGUCUCAAGUGCCAAGAUUGUUUAAAAAAAAAAAAAAAAAAGUGGUUUGUACAUUUUACAUGUUUGA